Molecule: messenger RNA, 747 nt
Organism: Arachis stenosperma
Lineage: Eukaryota; Viridiplantae; Streptophyta; Magnoliopsida; Fabales; Fabaceae
Product: protein ALP1-like
Exons: 4
Coding region: 1-747 (248 amino acids)
Source: RefSeq, a predicted model, not a curated record
AUGAAUGUCGUGUAUUUCAACAAGGUGUUAUCCUCAGUCAUACAUGUCCAAAGUCUAUUGUUUGCAAAAGUUGUUCUUGUUCCAGAUGACUGCAUAGAUCUCAGAUGGAAAUGGUUCAAGGGUUGUCUAGGAGCAUUAGAUGGAACAUAUAUAGAUGUGACUGUCCCUGAAAAAGAUAAAUCGAGAUAUCGAACAAGAAAAGGUAAGAUAUCAACUAAUGUCCUAGGCGUAUGCAAUCGAGAUAUGAACUUUGUGUACGUACUUAGUGGAUGGGAAGGAUCCGCUUCGGAUUCAAGAAUCCUUAGAGAUGCCAUUUCACGUCGUAAUAACCUCAAAAUACCAAUUGGAAAUUAUUAUUUAGUAGAUGCGGGUUAUAGUAACUGCAAGGGAUUUCUAGCACCAUAUAGGUAUACUCGAUACCACGUUCAAGAAUGGGCUCAUGGUAGAAAUGCUCCUAGGAAUUUUCGAGAAUAUUUUAACAAGAAGCACUCUUCGGCUAGAAACAUUAUUGAGUGCUGUUUUGGUUUAUUGAAGAAGAGAUGGGCAAUUUUGAGGAGUCCUUGUUUCUACAAAAUUAAGAAACAAAAUAAAAUAAUUAUUGCUUGUUGUCUACUGCAAAACUUUAUUCGGUUUAAUAUGGAAUUCGACUCUGAAAAGGACACAUUUCUUGAAGAGGAGCAAGUGCUUAUUGGAGAUGAUCAUGGUGGCAACGAAGAUGGCGAUGAUGACAUGAUUGAGAGCAUAUAG